Messenger RNA from Camellia sinensis, 729 nucleotides. The record is from RefSeq and is a predicted model, not a curated record. NCBI's taxonomy places the organism in Eukaryota, Viridiplantae, Streptophyta, Magnoliopsida, Ericales, Theaceae.
GUUGGUUGCUGGCUAGUCAUGGUGGAUGGUAGAAGAUGAAGGAUGAUGCGAGUGUAUGUCAGGAAUGGUGGUUUGCAUCUAUGGUGGGCAUUUCUACUAAUCUAUUUGCCUUGCUUUUUGAUUUGGACAUGUGCUUCGUGGCGGUUCAAAGAGAUUUCAAGAUUUGUUUUGUUUGAGAAACCAAAUCAAAGCCAAGCCCCCAUUUCAUACAGAGAAUCAAUCACCACCGCCCUCAUCUCAGCAUCGCACACGACCAGUGUCCGUCAAUCUUCCACCAUCGAACAUCGCCACCGCAGCUCACCGGCCUCCUCUUCUCCUCCGCCUUCGAGAUUCGCGACACCCGCUGGUUCUGGGCCAGCUCCAAAACCCUUUCCAAUGGCUCCUCUGUUUCCCCCUCGGCACCUGCCCUUGUCGGUGACAUCUGAAGAGUGGCUGUCAUGCCUAUUUCACCUGAAGAGUUCUACAGAAGAUACUCAAGAUGAACAAGGUUCUGCUAUUUGCUUGAGGCCUGGAACUGGCUAUUAUCAUGUGUUGUAUCUUAUUUAUGGAUGGUGGUUCUUCUGUUUCAAAGCACUGAUUUCUAAGUCAAAAAAAUUCUGUGAAUUCUUGUUACUAACAUUAUAAAGUGACUCUUUAUAGUCAAAAUAAAGUGAAUUGUAUUUUGAUUUGUUUUAUUAUUGUAAAAGCUCCUAAUUUAGUAGAAAAAAUUGUCUGAAUGAUGGACUAAAA